Messenger RNA from Syngnathus acus (greater pipefish), 1154 nucleotides. RefSeq names its product plasmolipin. The coding region runs from base 247 to 801 and encodes 184 amino acids. The record is from RefSeq and is a predicted model, not a curated record. Gene Ontology annotation, biological process: myelination. Gene Ontology annotation, cellular component: membrane. The transcript has 4 exons. Lineage: Eukaryota; Metazoa; Chordata; Actinopteri; Syngnathiformes; Syngnathidae. Gene Ontology annotation, molecular function: structural constituent of myelin sheath.
AGGAGUCAUCGGGAAUUAACAGACAGCAGCAAACAGCAAGAGUAUGGCACUCUAUGUGCACCUGUGUGUACGUGACACGGGCAGACAAUAUUUGAUCCUGGAAGUUUCACUGCGUACCGUGCUUUUUACUUUUUUAUCUGUAUAUUUGUUUUUUUAGCCUAUUAGGCUUCUUUUUACUUUUCCCAUUGGAGACUUCUCUUUUCCUUUUUUUGGUUUUGUUUUGUUAUUUCAAUUAUCAGGACGAAUAUGGCAGAUUUCCCUUCCAAGGUUACCACGGAGACAGGCUCCCAGAACGCUCAGCAGGGGGGCAACAGCCUCAGCGGGCUGGCAGCUAAUGCAACCGCUAGAAUGGACAUGUCUUUCAUCAGGAGCCUCCCAUCUGCCCUCAUGAUGGCUCAAAUAGGUUUGGGGCUGCUCCACUGGACGCUGAUUGCCAGCUCGCCUUACAUGCGGGCGCCGGCCAAUGGCUGGGUGCUGUUUGUGGCCGUCACUUUUUGGCUUCUCACCAGCAUCCUGUUCCUUAUGAUCCUCUUUGGUGCCCAGAGGAGACUCGCCGCUGUGCCUUGGCCACUCGUGGUGAUGGUGUACCAUGGAGUCGCCACAAUCCUCUAUCUGACCGCCUUCCUGGCCAAUGCUGCAUCUGUUCAGCCCUUCUACCACAGCCACUUUUUUGGACAUAUGGCUGCUGCUGCUUUCUUUGGCGCCGUGGUGAUGGUGGCAUACGGCGUCAGUGCUUAUUUCUCCUAUUUGGAUUGGAAGGGAGAUGGAGGAAACGCCGCCACCAGUACAGUGCCCACCUAAGAGUCAAUGAAAAGCCUCACAAAGACUAAUUGAUAAAGCAAGAUCCUGUUCAUGGUUUAAGCAAUCAGCAAGGAGUCACAUGAUUGUUGUUGCCCAAGGAUCGCAGAUUACACUCCACAUUCUUGCCAUAGACCAAACCUGUUCUUCCUUUGGUCAAAACCAACGUGCUGCCUUUCAUCAAUACCAGUCUAAUACUGCUGCAGAACUCACUUUUUUUCUCAGCUCAUAUUUGGUAAUAGACGCAGCACCUGUAAAUAUAUAUUUUAAAUGCGAAAACAGUACACGGCACGUACAUCACUUUUCCUUUUUUAAACUUGGUGAGCACGGGUGCUCAGUUAUGCAUAUGUACAAAA